AGAAAAACGGAGAAACUUUUAGGAGAUUUUUAGUGGAGAAAUAGUAGAAGCAUAAGAAUUCUUAGAGAGCAUUAAAACGGUUGGUGUUAGAUUGUCCUUGGAUCGAGUUCGCGGAAGUACUAGCCCUGUUGAUCUUUCCGGUCUAAGUAACAUUGAAAUCACCACUUUGCGGAAACAGCUUCAUCAGGAAUCCGUAGGAAUGACAGGCCUGAUUCCCAAUCCUCCAUGGCCUCAUCUUCGCAGAGUGAUAAGCUUCCUUGUCCUUUCGCAACUUUUGAUGGCUGUCAAGGAGGUCCUGGUGGUUUGGGUUACUCCAGGAGUGGUUUAACAAGACAUCCGAAAGACCACCACUUUCCAACAGAGGAUGCCAGAUUGGUUUGCAUAGAAAGGAUUCAGACUAACGAGAGCUGUUCACAGCAUGGGAAAGCAAUCUGUUGGAGUUGGAAUCCUGGUUAUGCACCAAAUGCAUGACUACUCAUACAUGGAAAAUGGCCUGCAAAAACAAGUUGCAUUCUGCAGAUGUCGUUCCAGGGCCGUUCAAUGGAAUUGGUGCAGAUUUCCUGAUUCAUGGUGUUACGAAACCACGAAAUGCUUCGCCUGGUGCAGUGGAUAAUGCUGGUGCAGGUGUUUCAGUGAGUGAAGAGCUUGCAGGUGAUGAAGAGUUUGCAGGCCUUAAUGUGGAGAUACUAAAUAUGAUGCUGCAACGACAAAUACCUACGACUGUUAGUAUUCCUUCACACUGCAGGUUACAUUUUUCGCGUGCUCUCAAGUCUGCUUUAGAUUUUGUUCUAGCUAAUCCCAUGAACAUUGCGGCCUGGAUACGAUUGUUACUGCUGCCAAUUUGUACACUAAACCUGUAUGAACCUCAUAGUUCCAGUGAGGAACGCUCCGGUACGAGGAAGAAGUUGCAGACUGCUGCUAUAAACAAAGCUUUGUUGGUUUGGAGGGAACCUGCCGGCUGCAUCAGUUUGGUACAACAAUUGCUUGGCCUGAACAAAAGAGCUUCUACACAGCGUGCUCCUAGCAAAAAGAAGACGAAGCGACAUCUAGAAGCCUGUCGAAAAAAGCUGAGUUAUGGCCACUACACGGCAGCAAUUCGCAUUCUUUCUUCCAGUGGCGUUGCUCAACCUACCGCAGACACCUUGUUCGAACUCCAGCAGAAACAUCCAUAUGUUCCACCCCCUACUAUAUCCACUGAAGCUGUUUCAACACCUUCCCUGACUGUUGAUUCCAAGGCUGUACUUGCAGCCCUAAAGAGCUUCCCCAAGGGGACAUCUUGUGGCAGAGACGGUCUCCGUGCUCAGCACUUGUUGGACGCCAUGAGUGGAGCUGGUGCUGCGAUUUCUGAUGAGUUGUUGCUGUCGAUUACUGGCGUCGUGAACCUGUGGCUUGCAGGUAAAUGUCCUCCUUCCAUUGGUAUAUUUGUGGCCAGUGCUCCCUUAACCCCACUACUUAAACCUGGUGGUGGUUUGAGACCAAUUGCGGUAGGCACCAUCUGGCGUAGGCUGUGUUCUAAGUUAGCAUCUACUUCAGUUUGCAAAAACUUAAACAUCUAUCUUGGCAAUCACCAAUAUGGAGUUGGCAUCCCUUGCGGCGGAGAGAGUAUUCUAUACGCGGCGAAUAGAUUUCUUGAAAUGCAUGGAUCUGAUAACACCAAAUCUAUGUUAUUAAUAGAUUUUUCGAAUGCAUUCAACAUGGUUGAUCGAUCCACUAUUAUCCGUGAGGUAAGAACACACUGCCCUAUCAUCUCUCGUUGGGUUGAAUUCUGCUAUAUGCAACCCGCCAGACUAUAUUAUCAAGAGCACUUACUCUCCUCGACACAAGGGGUUCAGCAGGGCGACCUUCUUGGUCCCCUUCUUUUUGCUUUAGCUUUGCACCCUCUUAUCGAGAAGAUUGCAUCCACUUGUAUGUUGGAUUUCCAUGCCUGGUAUUUAGACGAUGGCACCAUCGCAGGUGACACUAUGGAAGUGUCUAAGGCAUUGAAGAUUCUCCAAGAGGACGGACCAGUCUACGGGUUACAUCUGAAUAUUUCGAAGACUGAAUUAUUUUGGCCCUCUUAUGACCCGAGAAGGGAUUCCGAUACUGCCUUUCCUGCGAAUAUUGGGUUGACAAAACCUCUCAGCUCAUUGACAAGAUUCAAGAGCUGCAGGAUCCUCAGUGUGAACUUUUGCUUUUGCGCAACUGUACUGGAGUUUCGAGGUUAUAUUUUUCCCUACGUACUACUUGCCCCCAUGCGAUUCAGAAUGUUGCCACGCGCUUUGAUGAUUAUCUUAUGCAGUAUAUUCGUUAUCUUAUAGUCGGGGAUGGGGC
This is a messenger RNA of Papaver somniferum (opium poppy), 2310 nucleotides long. RefSeq lists its product as uncharacterized. The transcript is spliced from 3 exons. The coding region runs from base 468 to 2297 and encodes 609 amino acids. NCBI's taxonomy places the organism in Eukaryota, Viridiplantae, Streptophyta, Magnoliopsida, Ranunculales, Papaveraceae. The record is from RefSeq and is a predicted model, not a curated record.